Molecule: messenger RNA, 2076 nt
Organism: Lottia gigantea (owl limpet)
Lineage: Eukaryota; Metazoa; Mollusca; Gastropoda; Lottiidae
Exons: 6
Coding region: 1-2076 (691 amino acids)
Biological process (GO): negative regulation of cell cycle; regulation of transcription by RNA polymerase II; negative regulation of cell population proliferation
Cellular component (GO): nucleus; chromatin; histone methyltransferase complex
Molecular function (GO): Y-form DNA binding; transcription cis-regulatory region binding; chromatin binding
Source: RefSeq, a predicted model, not a curated record
AUGGCGGGCUUUAGAGAUCGCGAAAAACAACAUUUCCCACUUGAAAGUAGUCAAGCCGUGGUCGAUUUAUUCGUUGAUCAACUCGAAUGUAGUGAUGGGCCUAAUUUAGCUCUGUUAUCUACUGUUAUUGGAGCUACAGAACAUAAGUUGACAAUCAAUAGAAACGUGUCAGGAAGUGAUAACCAUUCGAAGACUUUGGAGCCCAUUUUCCCAGUUAUCGAACUGUCCACUAUUGAAGCUUUGUAUACAAAGUUUAUAACGGAUGUCAAGAGUGGUGUUGACCUGUCAUCAUUAAGAAAAGAUGUUGCCACACGAGAACUAGUCAAAAGAGUGUCGGACAUUAUUUGGAGUCGACUAACAAGGAGUUAUUACAAAGAUAAAGCCCAUCUUCAGUCGCUAUACAGUUAUCUCACAGGGAACAAAUUAGAUUGUUUUGGCGUUGCAUUUGCAGUUGUUGCAGCAUUCCAAGUGUUAGGUUUCAAUGAUGUACACCUUGCACUGUCCGAAGAUCAUGCAUGGGUAGUUUUUGGUGAAGAUGGCACAGAUACUGCAGAAGUAACAUGGCAUGGGAAAGGUAAUGAAGAUAAGAGAGGACAGCCAGUAGGUUUAGAAGUAACAGAGAAAAGUUGGUUAUAUCUGUGUGGUCAAGCUGUAAUCUGUACUAAAGAAAUGGAAGUGGCUGCUUUGGUUUCUGGUAUCAAUCCAUCUAUCAGUGCAACCAAGGACAGUGUAGAAAUGAGUAGCCUACAACAGGAUCUUCUGUGGGUGUUAUAUGAUAAACAACAUAUACAGAAGUAUCCAAUGGCGCUAGGUAACCUAGGAGAUUUAGAAGAAAUUAAUCCAAGUCCUGGUCGACCAUCUUGUAAAUCAUUGUAUCUGCAGGCUAUUGAUGCUUCUAAGAAGUACUAUGACAAUAAACAUGUCUAUCCGUAUACAUAUCUUGGAGCUUAUUUAUACCGUAAAAGACAUUAUAAAGCUGCUAUUUUAGCCUGGUCUGAAGCUGCAGCUGUUGUUAGCAAUUUUAACUAUAACAGACAAGAUGAAGAAAUUUAUAAGGAAUUUCUGGAAAUUGCUAAUGAAUUUAUUCCUAAUAUUGUGAAAGCUGUCUCUAAUGAAAAUAGUUCCGAUCCUUUAAAAUUACCGUUAUUGAGAGAUCCUGAAGUUUAUGCGAAUUUGUUACGAUUUUAUGAUGGGAUCUGUGAAUGGGAAGAGGAUAGUUCUACGCCAGUUCUUCAUAUCACCUGGGCACACCAUAUGGUGUUUUCUCUAUCUAAAUUUGAUCCAAAAGUCCGUGAAUUUUUAACAGUUGCCUCAGAAGGUGACAGUGAUGACGAUGACAAUUCUGAUGAAGAAAAUAACGAACAUGAAAAGCGUCGGGGAUCUCAUAGCGAGUCUAAAUCUGGUCCUUCAUUACGUGGUCAGCGACGCUCAGUGGGGUCAGAUAAAGUUGGGAAGCAUGAAAAUGGGGCUAAUGCGAAUGACAGUGUGAAUGGAAAUUCUAAGGAAGAUCAAAUACAAUCCACAAUAAAAGAUUUAGUCUCGAAAGUGGGUGACAAUGGGAAAAAUGAGACCCCAAAUCCAAACAUUCAAGCUUUAUCGCAAGCAUGUGGUGACUCUAUUUUGAAUAAAGAUUAUUUAUUGGGCAGUGGUGAGCCUUUUACCACAGCUUCAGCAUCUACCACAACAAAUAGUACACCAACAGACUCUCGUGUGGAUAUCGAGGACUUUUUAAGCACCAAAUCUAAUGGUACGCCAUUCAUUGGUUUAACUAUGGACUCUAUGUUAAAAGCAGAUAGUCCUGCUGACAUGAUGUUGUGUCGUAAAGACUCUGAUGUGGUAGCUGACACAGACAGUGAAGGAACAAGCAAUGAUUAUCUUUCAGGCAUCAAUCCUGUCUCUUUAUCCUUACGAAGUGCAAAAAUGAAAGGCUUGAGAAAGAUUUUCACAUCAGCAAAAUUAAAUGCUAGUGCAAUUAAACUGCAGUUGACUGCUCAGUCCCAAGUUCAUAUGAAACAAUCAAAGCGAGGUGGAGCUGAAUUUGAUUUGUCAGUUCGUAAAAGAACGCGACGAGAAUAA